GAAUUUCGCAAAGAAAAUCAGUUGCAGAGCGGUUUGAACGAUCAGAACAUACACAAGCUACUCGGCAUGUGGCAGAAAGCCGACACUUCCUUGGCUGCCGUUUUCGAGUACCCACAAUUCGGCGACCUCUUCGAGUUCAUGGAAGGUCAACAUUCAAAGCAAUUACCCGAGAAACAGAUGCUAAGCUACGGAUGCCUGCUCUACAUCGCCAGUCAAAUAUCGUCGGGGAUGAAGUACUUGGAAUCUCUCGGCAUCAUCCACAGAGAUCUUUCGGCUAGAAACUGUCUGCUGGGCCACCAAUUCAGUCUAAAGAUAUCAAACCUGGCAAUGUGCAAGUCUGCUUACAGGAGCAACUAUCUCCCCUGCGGAUCAAACAUGUCACUGCUGCCAGUUAGAUGGAUGAGUUGGGAAGCUCUUACUCAAGGAAACUUCUCUCCGAAGAGCGACGUAUGGAGUUUCGGCGUUACACUGUGGGAGAUAUUGGUGCACUGCACCGAGAAACCACACGGCUCCCUGAACAACAACCAAGUAACGAACUUGAUGUACACCGUGGACAACCCCGCCACGGCCGCCCAGCUCAUCUUGCCAAAACCGAACAUCUGCUCUAAAGAGAUCUAUGACUUGAUGAAAACUUGCUGGAACAUCAACGCCGAACACAGGCCAUCCUUCCAAGAGAUACACAUGUUUUUGUUACAGAAGAUAUCCGGAUAUUCUCCAGACGAUGAAUGGUUUCACGUGCUGGCUAACUCUACUUGCACCAUAUCAACUUUUUGA
This is a messenger RNA of Helobdella robusta, 774 nucleotides long. RefSeq lists its product as hypothetical. The record is from RefSeq and is a predicted model, not a curated record. The annotation marks the transcript as partial. Gene Ontology annotation, biological process: cell surface receptor protein tyrosine kinase signaling pathway; multicellular organism development; positive regulation of kinase activity. The transcript is spliced from 3 exons. Lineage: Eukaryota; Metazoa; Annelida; Clitellata; Rhynchobdellida; Glossiphoniidae. Gene Ontology annotation, molecular function: protein tyrosine kinase collagen receptor activity; collagen binding; ATP binding. Gene Ontology annotation, cellular component: signaling receptor complex.